Molecule: messenger RNA, 384 nt
Organism: Penicillium malachiteum
Lineage: Eukaryota; Fungi; Ascomycota; Eurotiomycetes; Eurotiales; Aspergillaceae
Product: acyl-CoA N-acyltransferase
Exons: 2
Coding region: 1-384 (127 amino acids)
Source: RefSeq, a predicted model, not a curated record
AUGACAUUCACCCUCUUGGAAGUCGAAUCCUCAGAUGACGAGCCCCUCGUCCGAGAGUACAAAUACCCCGCCAUGCAAGACAACCCGCUCCAGUUGAUAAUGUUCCCACACUCCCAUUCUGAGACCCGAGAAAAUGAAAUUCGAUGGAUAGCAAAUAAUAUCCGAGAUACUCUGGCAUCGGAAAGAUCUAACUUCUGCAAAGUAUGCACGGAAGAUGGGAUUAUCGUGGGGUUCGCUGGUUGGACCAUUCAUAACACGGAAAGUACUUCACGUACUCGUUCUGUUGGCAACUUGAAGUAUAUGAAUACAGAUCCCAACACUCUGGAUAUGCAGGCAUGGUUAGGAAUCUCAAAGAUGCUCAGGACUUACUGUCAUGGCUUUUAA